Maudiozyma barnettii is the source of this 2697-nucleotide messenger RNA. It is a transcript of the gene NSP1, whose product is annotated as FG-nucleoporin NSP1. NCBI's taxonomy places the organism in Eukaryota, Fungi, Ascomycota, Saccharomycetes, Saccharomycetales, Saccharomycetaceae. The transcript has 2 exons. Gene Ontology annotation, biological process: protein import into nucleus; RNA export from nucleus. Gene Ontology annotation, cellular component: nuclear pore; nuclear pore central transport channel. Gene Ontology annotation, molecular function: structural constituent of nuclear pore; phospholipid binding. Bases 1 to 2697 code for a protein of 898 amino acids. The record is from RefSeq and is a predicted model, not a curated record.
AUGAAUUUCAGUACACCUAACAAUAAACCAAACCAACCUUUUGGUGGUUUCGGUAACAAUACUCAAAAUACAGGUACUACCCAAGGUGGAUUUGGAUUUGGAGGCACUCAGAAUAAUAACAAUACUAAUACUAAUACUCAGUCUGGUUUUGGCUUCGGUAAUAAUAGUAAUAACAACAACAAUAAUACUUCUAGUGCUUUUGGUGGUUCGACAAAUAACAAUAAUGGCAGUGCCUUUGGUGCUAAUGCAAAUAAUAACAUGGGCAGCACAUUUGGUAACACCACUGGAAGUAAUGCUAAUAGUACCUUUGGUGCAAACACGAAUAACAGUGGUAACAACACAUUUGGUUUGCCUCCGAACAACAAUGCGGGCAGUGCUUUUGGUAAUACAGCUCCUAAAUCAGGAAGUCUCUUUGGAGGAGCCAGUAACAAUAGCGGUGGCGCUUUCGGAAACACACCAAGCAGUUCGACUGGAAAUGCAUUUGGUUCAACCAGUUCUACAAAUGCCAAUGUACCAAAGCCAGCCUUUGGUGGCUUUGGCAAUGCUUCUACCAAUGCUACAGCACCAACAUUUGGUGGAUUUGGUAGCAACGCAAAUGCUCCUCCUGUCACAAAUCAACCGUCAUUUGGUGCGGCCCCAACUAAUUCUACCGCUGCUGGGUUAGGUGCCCCAAAAAAUCCAGCAUUCGGUGGUCUUCAGACUACAGCUACCAACACAAGCACCUCGAAUGCUCCAUUUGGAUCAGCUGCCACAAACAGCGUAGCCCCAACUUCAGGUGCUCAAGCUAAGCCAAUGUUUGGUGGAUUCGGUGCUGCUCCACCAAAUCCAACUUCAGCAACCACCGGUACAGCUGCUGUUAAAGCUAGUUUUGGUGGAUUUGGUUCUGUUACUAACAGUGCAUCUGCUUCAACUACAUCUUCAAAUGGUUCUGCUAGUGCUGGCGCUGCCAAGCCGGCCUUCGGUGGGUUUGGUGCUUCACAACCUAGUGCAACUAGCGUAAAACCAGUAUUUGGAAGCGCAGCACCAGCUGCUUCAAAUAAUGGAACAACUACUGCGACUACUAGUAGUUCAAACCCUGGAUUUGGUGGAUUUGGUGCUAAAACAACAGAUUCAACAUCUACUGCUGCCCCAUCUAGUUUUUUGUUUGGUGGGUCUACUACUUCUGUAACCAAAGAUCCUACUUCCAGUGAUACAUCCAAACCUACAUUUUCCUUGAACCCUACUAACACAGCAACUAGUACUGAAGAGAAGAAGGAGGGAACCGCCAAGCCAUCAUUCAAUCUAACUGCUAAUAAAGAUAGUGGCACAGAAAUUGGUAACGCAACCACAUUCUCAUUUGGUGGAAGUGCAACUGCAGGUAAUACGGACUCAUCAAAACCAACCUUAAACUUCGGUGCUAGUGCGCCAGCUUCUGGCACUACAGUAAAACCAUCUGGACUUUCCUUUGGAUCUAAUACUAGUAAACCUGAAGAGACGAAGGAUGAUACAAGCGCUACGAAACCGGCGUUUGCGUUUGGGAGUUCUUUUUCGGGAGCUAAACCAGAAGAGAAAAAGGAUGAUGUAACUGCUUCUAAAUCAGCAUUUUCAUUUGGUGGUUCCGCUAGUAGCACUUCUACUUCAAAGCCUACCGAAGCAACUAAGCCAGCAUUCGCAUUUGGAGGAUCCAAACUUGGCGCCACAGAAAUAAAGAAGGAUGAGACUACAACUACAAGUGCUAGUAAACCAGCCUUUUCUUUCGGUGGCGAUAAAACUGCGGCGAAGGGGGAUGAAUCUAAAACCGAUGCAUCUUUAAAGCCAAGUGGAUUCUCGUUUGGUGGAGCCACUACCAAACCAAGUGAGAAAAAGGAAGAUGCUGCGAAACCUACUGCAGGUGCUGGCCUAGGUUCGUUCAGUUUUGGCUCCAAAAAAACUGACGCUGAGAAGCCAGCCGAGAAAUCACUCGCAACUGAUACUAAACCAUCUACUGGUAGUGGAUUUUCAUUUGGUGGCAAGAAGGAUGAAAACCCAUCUACCACUUCAACUGGUACUACAACAGCAGAUGUGAAACCUCCAACCACUGCUGCUACCUCAACUCUGACCAAAAAGAAUGUGGAAUUGAAGCCAAUUUCGUUGGAUAAUAAAACAUUAGAUGAUCUCGUUACCAGAUGGACCAAUCAACUAACAAGUUCUGCUAUUCAUUUUGAUAAAUACACCAAGAAAGUCAAUGAAUGGGAUCAAGUUCUAGUGAAAAGUGGGGAAGACAUUAACAAAUUAUACAAUGAUACAUUAGUUGCCGAACAAACACAAAAUAGAAUCGACCAAUCAUUGCAAUAUAUUGAAAGACAACAAACCGAAUUGGAAAACUUUUUGGAUAACUACGAAUCAAAGACAGACUCAUUGCUUGUAGAUAUAUUGAACACAAAUAAUGGCAGCAGUGCGAACAAUAAUGAUCAAAAGAGACAACAAGCUUAUGAAACUGCUGAAAAGUUAGAUGAAAACUUAAACGGUUUAUCAGUGAACUUAUCAUCUCUAAUAAGUGAAAUCAACGAGAUAAGUAAUACAUUCAACAAAGUUACUAGCAUAAAUUUGAACAAUCAAGAUGAGAAUGCACAAAUAGUUCAAUUAUUGAACACGCAUUUGGAUGCGCUUAAGUCUUUGGACAACAAUUCAUCUGCUCUUGAACAAAAAAUCGGAGGUGCUGAGACUAGAAAGUUAUAA